Cuscuta europaea is the source of this 2333-nucleotide messenger RNA. The record is from the annotation of a GenBank genome assembly. Lineage: Eukaryota; Viridiplantae; Streptophyta; Magnoliopsida; Solanales; Convolvulaceae.
GGUUGCUCCGACGGCAUACAAACGGUUAUUACACUUCUAAAAUUGUUUAAUCUAGUGUAUAACGCAUAUGUAAAAAUGUGGCAUGACCUAUCGUGAAAAUAAACUUCAUAACUAGAUCCUUUAUACCAAAAAUUCAAAUCAAAAGAAAAGGUUAACAAAGGAAAUCUCUAGAGAUGCCAAAUGUUUAAAACUCAAACGGUAUUCAGUAAUCUAGUUACGUUGUUUUUAUAGCUGUUACUCUUCCACAGUUCCACUUGUCAACUUUCCGCCAAAGUUAAAUUCGAAUGUGUUUUGAUUAUAAGUAAAAAAAAUCGAAUAUGUUACUCCCUCCGUCCCUAAUCUUUCUCCCUUUUCGGCUGAGCACAUUUAUUAAGAUAGUGGGAUUUGUGUGAUGGAGAGUUGUGCAGAGGAGAGAGAAAUGUGUAAGAAUGAUUGUGAACCACAAAUUUUUUGCUAAAAGGAGGAAGAGGAGAUAAUUUUGGGACGGACGAAAAAGGAAAGUUUGAAGAUAAUUUAGGGACGGAGGGAGUAAAAAUCAUUAACAACCUCUACCGAUGUGCCACGUCACCAUUCACAACAUUCAUGUUGGGCGUCAACGUUUUGUCUUUGUUUUCUCAAAAAACAAAUACGAAGUCAAAAUAAAUGAAUAAAAAUUCCGUGCAAAUUUAAAUUUAAAUUAAAAGGGGAGAAAUAUAAGUAAUUCUGGUGAGUAAUAAUCUGUCAAAAAUAAAAGAGUCACUGCACCCACUCCCCACCUUGUCCCCUCUCUUCAAUUGCUCUCUAUACCUAAUAGCUGUUUCUCUCUCCGGAAAGGGAAGAAGACAAACUAUAGCAUUUCGUUUCUCAUCACUCCGGACAUGCCGGAACUCGCGACCGUACACUGACUCCGGACAUAUAUACAAAGGGAUCGGAACCAACUAGAUGAGGUGUAAGAAACAUCAGUCGGACUUGAGCAGCGGCGUCGGCGUUUGCGCGUCUUGUCUCCGGGAGAAGCUCUUCGCCGUGAUACUAGCUCAGGCUCAAGCCGAAGCCCGCAUUCAGAACCGUGGAUUUCAGGAAGAGGGGCGCAAGUCCGACGCCAAUCAGCCGCCGCCGGCUUUGUUGUUUCCCCGCUCCGUUUCGCCCUAUAUUUCUCGCCAUAAAUCUGACAUCUCAAAUUGGAAUCAAAACCGCCAAGCUAGCCACCGCAGCUGGGCCGAUCAGAGAUUCUUUAGCACUCCUCAAAUCGGAGCCCACGGGAAGGUAAUCGCCGGGGGAGAGUACGGUAAGAGGAAGAAGAAGAGUUACGGGUUCUCCCUGUUCAACAGCCUGUUCGGAUCUAAACCGGGGAAGCCCGAUUCGUAUUCGGAUCCCAGGUUCCCCAAUUCGGAUCCGGGGGUCUCGAAUUCGGAACCCCCGCGUGGCAGUACGUCGUCGUCUUGGUUUUCGGCAAUAUUCUCGGGUCGUCGGAAGAAGCAAAAUCAGGCGUUUUCGGUAAAUGAGGAUGCCUCCGUGGGGCGGCGGCGGGUGAACUGUCAGAAUAGAGAUCGUGGAUUGUCCCCCGUGAGGUGCUCCGACGACGAGGAAGAGCAACAUUGCCGCGGGGGAUCCAGCGGGUACUCUUCGGAGUCUUCGCAGGGGUGGAAGCAGACACCAAGGCGGGCUCCGGUGUCCUCAUCAAACCGGAGAGGAGGCGGAAGAUGCAAUCGCAACCGGAACGCCUCCGGGAUGACGUUUUGCCUGAGUCCGUUGGUGAGAGCCAGCCCUAACUUGCAGUGGAACCAAAAGGGAAUGGCGGCGGAAAUGGUGUACUCCGGCGAAAUUAGACUAUCCUCCAAAGCGAGUAUGCCCGGUGCGACGUCGUUCUGCAAGAGCAGAUCGAGGAAACUUGCGGAUUUCGGAAGGUUCAACUGCCACCAUUAAUUGCACAUUGAUUAAUACAGUUAGCGGCCAAACGUUGACAUUUGACCGCAUCGGCGAUUGCGACAUUCUCCAUUGAUGAGAGAAGUGUGAUAGUUGUUGGUUUUUACCCUCGCCUGCCUAUGCCUACUUUAUAUGGGAGGGAGCAUUGUAGUCGAUAGUAUUCCGUACGUGGGUUCAUAUUUUUUUUUAUAUUUUCAUACCACCAUAUAAACAAUGUCCUGUUUUUGAUUUACUUGUUAAUGGUCAUUACUCCGAAUUUGUUUGAUGCACAAAAAAAAAAUGAAAAACAAAUACGCAGCGUCAUUCCCGUGUUUUUGGCUUUUAGCUGUACCCCGGCCAUCUUCUAAUGCGCGUGCGUCGCAAUUAGGUUUAUGGAACAUUUUACUACUCGGUAUAAUAUAAUGGUCGACAUAUGUUUAACAAUAAAAAUG